UCUCUUCGUUUCAAAUCGUUUGUUAUCGUGUGACUAUGUAGUGGCUAAGUUAAUCGUAAUAAUUUUUAUUAAAGAAAAACAGUGUAAUAUUGAAAAUCAUGACAGAAAAUAAGCAAUACAGAUGUGUAAAUUGUGGCAAACCGCACAGUGCUUUAUACAAAACAUACGGACCUACACUUUUGAAACUUACCAAAUGUGAUAAAUGCAAAGGAAUAGUAGAUAAAUACAUAGAAUAUGAUCCAGUUAUUGUUAUGAUAGAUAUAGUUUUAAUAACCAAAGAAGCACAGUGGCAUGUACUGUAUAAUACAGAAUUUAAGUCAUAUUGGAAGCUGUUUAUAAUCCUCGUCAUGGUGGAAACGUACGGGUUGUGGAGACGAGACAGCCUGUUCAAUAUUGCUGUAGACUCAUUGUGCGGCAUGCGGAAUGGAUCCUAUAACAACACCCACACGGCAGUGCCGGAAAUCUUGAAAGACCAGUGUUGGGCGUGGGAGCAACAAGACAGGAGCAAUGACAAUGAUCUCUUCAUAAUGGAGAAGGAUUUUUAUGUCCAGUUCAUUUCUACUUUUAGUGGAAUAGUCAUGUUUAUGAUGAUUCUUCAUGGUCUGAUGAAAUUGACGAAACCUUUGUCAUCGCGUUACGAAGUAUCGUUCCUCCGAGUAGUGAAAGGAUUUUCUCUCGCCAACAUGAGUAUUCUAUUCACUCUGCCAAUGCUAGUGUGGGGUAAUACUGAGACCUCACAAGAAACUAAGACGAUACACUAUCUACUGGUAUUCGGAUACAGUUUCAUGGUGUUUUUUAACGUUUUCACAGUUAUAUACGAGCGCUCAACGCUCGCCACGCUGAGCGCGGUGGCGGCCGCCAGCCUCGCGCGCUUCCUCGCCAGCUUGUACGUCACGCCCGCCCUCAGGGACUGUAUACUGUGACCGCGAAUACGUCUUCAUUGCUUACGGGGUGGACAGUGACUAUGACUGAACAAACUCUCGUGAAUAACCGUUAAGUGUUGAAGCCACAUGAUUGUCAACUUCAAUGGUACAAUGAUGAAGUGAUGCCGACUUAAGACAGGUUGAAAAGAAGUGAUCAUUUAUGAAACAGUUUUUAAUAUAUACGAGUAGAACUGUACUUAAUUUUAACUAAAGUGCUUUCCCCUCGACGAUAAAAUGGAGUACUCUUUGGACUGUUGACCACAUAAGGAAUAAGAAUAAAAAAAAUAAUUAAAAAUUCAGGGGGUUAAAGCCAUUAAAAUAAAGUAUAAGUAAGGAUUUUUUCACAUUUGUAUCAGUUGUUGUGAAGUAUUUUUUAUACCAAAAAAUGUUAUUAAUUAAAAUUAUUUUGUUGCCUGAU
Molecule: messenger RNA, 1341 nt
Organism: Amyelois transitella
Lineage: Eukaryota; Metazoa; Arthropoda; Insecta; Lepidoptera; Pyralidae
Gene: Arv1
Product: protein ARV1
Exons: 7
Coding region: 99-923 (274 amino acids)
Biological process (GO): intracellular sterol transport; sphingolipid metabolic process; regulation of plasma membrane sterol distribution
Cellular component (GO): Golgi apparatus; cortical endoplasmic reticulum
Source: RefSeq, a predicted model, not a curated record